Molecule: messenger RNA, 1952 nt
Organism: Galleria mellonella (greater wax moth)
Lineage: Eukaryota; Metazoa; Arthropoda; Insecta; Lepidoptera; Pyralidae
Gene: ArgRS-m
Product: probable arginine--tRNA ligase, mitochondrial
Exons: 3
Coding region: 288-1910 (540 amino acids)
Biological process (GO): arginyl-tRNA aminoacylation; mitochondrial translation
Cellular component (GO): mitochondrion
Molecular function (GO): ATP binding; arginine-tRNA ligase activity
Source: RefSeq, a predicted model, not a curated record
UUUAUAAUUUUUUUUGGUUUGCAAUUUUGAAUGAUACUUUUUUAUUUCAUAUUAAAUAUUUCUUAUGGAAGAAGUGGGAUUAUUUUAAACAAACAUUCAAUUUCUAAAAGAUGUUUCGAUUUCCAAAUACCUAAAUAAGAUAUGAUUCAUUCGACAAAUCAACAUUUUAUUCAAUAAAUAGUACAUUGAAUUAACAUAUAUAAUAGUUGCGUUGUUUUUAAGCAGCUAUUAGCUUUUAAUUAAAUACUGAAUUAUUUUUACCGUAUACUUUAGGAUCAAAAUUUAAAAUGACUUUAAUAAACAAGGUGUGUUCUAUGACAGCGGACAGUGCAGUGUUAAAAAACAUGAGGAAUUUAUAUGUUUCUUAUAGACAUCAUGAAAACAGUUUUGUACUUAAUUUUUAUAAUAAAAAAAUUCAGUAUAUGCAGGAUCCACAGCAGAAUAGCAUACAAGAAAGGGAUUCCGAUGUAUUACAGUUCAGUAUAGAUAGAGCAACAAUGCUAAAGUAUGUACUCACACACAUAUCAUUUGAGAAACCUCAUAUAGAAUCUGAAGAGAAACACAUUGUUAUUGAUUUUAGCUCUCCAAAUAUUGCAAAGCCAUUUCAUGUUGGCCAUUUGAGAUCUACCAUCAUUGGUAACUUUAUUGCGAAUAUUAAUAAAUUUUUUAACAAUAAAGUCACCAAAAUCAAUUAUUUAGGUGACUGGGGCACACAAUUUGGGCUACUGCAAUAUGGAUUACAAGCUAAAAAUAUUGAUAUUAGUAAACUUAAGAGUAACCCAAUAAAAUGUUUGUAUGAUACUUAUGUUUAUGCUAAUAAAUUAUCAGCUACUGAUGCCGAAGUACAGAAUCAGGCAAGAAAGUAUUUCUCUGACAUAGAACAGGGCCAAAUUAGUCUAGACAAAUGGAAACAAAUCAGAGAGCUUACUGUAACAGAACUUGAAAAUGUAUACCAAAGAUUAGGCAUACAGUUUGAUGAUUAUCACUGGGAGUCAGAUUAUAAUGGUAGAGCUAUUAAACAUAUGAUGGAUUUGCUUGAACAGAAAAAUAUAAUUGUAACAGAUGACUCUGGAAAGAAAAUAGCUAAAGUAAAUAAUAGAAAUGUUACUGUGCUUAAAAGUGAUAACUCUACCCUAUACCUGUCUAGGGAUAUAGCAGCUCUCUUGGACAGGUACAGAAGAUAUAAAUUUGAUAAGAUGCUCUAUGUAGUAGAUAAUGCACAAACAGAUCACUUUGCAGCUGUUUUUGAAAUAGUAAGACAAUUUGAUAAGGAAUGUACAGAGGGAUGUCAGCAUAUAAAGUUUGGAAGAAUAAAGGGUAUGAGCACUAGAAGUGGUAAUGUUGUCUUCCUUAAUGAUAUACUAGAUGAAGCUAAAAGGAAAAUGUAUGAAAAACAACAAUUAUCAAAAAAUACAAGAAGUUCUGCUAUGAACGAAAAGACCUGUGACAUACUUGGAACAACAGCAGUUAUAGUCAAUGAUUUGAAGCAACGAAGACAAAAGGAUUAUGUGUUUGACUGGGAUAGGGCUCUACAAAGUGAAGGGGACAGUGGCAUCAAACUCCAAUAUUUACACUGUAGACUGUGGAGUCUGGAACUGAACUGUGGAGUAUCACUGCCAGAUGCAUGUGACCCUAGCUGUCUACCUGAAGAAAUUAUUGGCGAUGUAGUUGCAGAAUUAGCAAAAUUUGAAGACAUUCUAUAUAGAUCUCACACAGACUAUGAAGCUUGUAUCAUUGUUAACUAUUUAUUUCGUCUAGCAAGAUAUGUAAAUAAAAUGUUUAAUGAAUUAAAAGUUAAGAAUGUUGAUCCACAUGUUGCAGCCCAGAGGCUCCUGGUCUAUCACUCAGCUCGUAUUGUUGUUAAAACAGGACUAGAGAUACUAGGUGUUAAACCACUGAAAGAAAUGUGAUACAUGCUAAUAAAGAUAUUUAUUUAGAAAGUUUAAAAUUGA